This is a messenger RNA of Acytostelium subglobosum LB1, 1902 nucleotides long. RefSeq lists its product as hypothetical. Lineage: Eukaryota; Evosea; Eumycetozoa; Acytosteliales; Acytosteliaceae. The record is from RefSeq and is a predicted model, not a curated record. The coding region runs from base 1 to 1902 and encodes 633 amino acids. The transcript has 3 exons.
AUGUCAAAGAAGCAACUAAAUAAUGACAAUGAUGACCAUACCAACACUAAGAGAUCAAAGGGUAUAAUGAUGUCAAAUGAACAACAUCUACAACAACAGCAGCAGCAACAACAGCACACUCAUUAUGUUUACGAUGAUAAUUAUGAUGACGAUGGUGAUGAUGAGAUUGAACUCAUUGCACAACAACAUCAACAACAUCAACAUCAUCAACAGCAAUACAAUUCACCUACCUUUGUAAGGUUGCCUCAACAGCCAACAGAGGGACCAAUCGAAGAGUCAUACAUACAGCAUCAGCAACAACAACAACAUGUAGUUGAUCAUAUAAGAAGAUCAGCUGAUGUAGAGUUCAACAACAUACCAUUGAUGAUACCAAACAACAAUAACAACAAUAUGUUAUCACCAAAGAGAACACACAAACGAUCAAACUCUCAUGGUCCAUCGUUGCUGCGCACUUCAGGCAACAUGAUGCAGUCACCACCGAUAAUCGUCUCACCUCAGCCCAUGAUGCCAACACUUCACUCUCCACCCAAUCGUCAGAUCGUCUCGCCAUCAAUGUCACGCAACUCCUACAGGACUUGGUCACCGUCACGUGUUCGCAAGAGCAAGUCUGGCACUACAAUGGAACAGAUCACCAGUCAACUGCCAAAUAUGAUGAUCUCCAGCAACAUUGCUGCCGGAGGUGGUGCUGUGACCACAACAUCGCCCAAAGACCUACACGUCAUCUCACCGGCUCUUUCCCCACGCGGUGGAGAGCAUCGACGUACCAUCUCUUGGGAGGCACCCAUCGAGGGUGAGUCACUGGAGGCACUCAACCAGUUGAUCAAGGAGAAGAAGGAUGCUCUUUUGCAUCGCGAGCGAGAGCUUCUGCAACAACAAAGGAUGCUCAGUGAGAGUCUCAAGUAUGCAGGUGAUAUGCCAGUUGGUGUGAUGCCCAACCCACCAAUCACAUCACUCAAGUCCAAGCAUAAUCGAUCAAAGUCCGACACCAACACCAUAGUCAAGUUGAACCAGAUGAAGAAACAGAAUGAGCAACCUGGCUACAACAGUACAUCUAGCGAACAACAAUAUCAACAAUACUUGUUGCCCAUGGCUGUCAAGAGUCCAAAGACAAACUUGACUCCAAAUGAGUCAAGGAGUCCUAGACCUCAUUCAACUCCAAGACCAAUCUCAAAAGAGUACAAUGAGUACCAUAAACAGCAGCAGCAACAGCAGCAACAACAACAGUCACAACUGUAUCCCCAUGUAACAACAACUACCACAACGACAACAACAUCCACCACAUCGCCACUCACAGCAUACUCGCGAAGAAAGUCAGUGGAUCCAUAUCAGUUCGCGUCGUUAAACUCGGCGUCGCAUCUGAACUCUAGGACACCAAUUGGCGGCAGUGGCGGCGCAAGUUUCAACAAGCCGACGCUCUCCAAUCAGUACUUCAACAAUCUAAUGCAGAUGGACUUGCACGAGCUGGAGGAGGAGAUCGAUAAGGAGAUCCAGCAGGUGAUCCUGCAGACCAAGAGCAUCGAGGGCAAGGUGGAGAUGCUGGAGCGCGUGCGCUGUACUGCCCCAGACCCCUUGUUGAUGUUGUUUGGUGAGAAUUGCAGGCCACCCAAUGUUCAAAAGACCAACAAGAGCAAGCAAUCGACGUCCAUGUCACCGUCCACUCUCUCGCCGGCCAACAAUCCAAAUACCUUUGUCACCUCACCAUCCCUUGUACACUAUCCAUCCAAUUCCUCCUCCUCUGCCACCUUCACCAACAUCCCCUACGAACCCACAACAACAACCUCACACAACAAGCCAAUCCACCAUCACCAUCCUUCCACACGAGGACCCGAUCGCUCCAAGAGCAAGAACCUUUCCUCUGCCAUCCCAAGGUCGUCGGCUUUCAGUCCACCACCCAGACCAUAG